AUGAUUCAGCUCAUAAAUGAACCAACUCAUUUUACUGAAACAUCUCACUCUCUUAUUGACCUUUUUCUAGUAUCCUCUGCAUGUAGUGUUCCCUUUCUUGACCAGAAUUUUAGAUUCCAUUGCCCCGUCUAUUGUUGUCUCAAUUGCUCCAAACCUUAUCCGAAAAAGUAUAAGCGCAAUAUAUGGAAAUUCGACCAAGGGGAUUAUGACAACCUGAGAAGAGAAGCAGCAUCUAUUAAUUGGGACUCCCUAGCUGACGAUGAUAUUAAUGCAUAUGUAGAAAAUAUUACUGUUACAAUUCUAUCUAUCUCUAAAAAGCACGUUCCAAACACAAUAGCAACAAUAAGACAAUCCGACCCUGCAUGGAUGUAUAACGACGUAAGAAAACAUGUAGGAAAGAGAAAGAGAGCUUAUGACAGGGCCAAACGAACCCAAAAUGAACGUCACUGGAACAUUUACAAACAAAUAAGGAAAAAAACUACACAAUUAUUACGUAAUGCAAAAACACAACUUUCAGUAAAAUUAUCAAAUAAACUAAAGACUGAAAAUCUUAAAAUAUCUGACCAUUGGAAGAUACUAAAACAGUUUAUAUCACCAUCCAAAAACACAUCCGUUCCACUACUAAAUGACAAUGGUACUCUUGUAACAGAAGAUACAGAUAAAGCAAACUUGCUUAACAAUUUCUUUCAGUCUCAAACAUUACUAGAUGACAAUAACAAAACACUGCCACACAUGCAAACAAAUACAAAUCAUCCACAACUUAACACAAUUAUCAUCACAGAGGAAGAAGUAACAGAAACACUCAAAUCACUUACAGUAGGUAAAGCUGCAGGACCUGACAACGUGAACAACAGAAUCCUGAAGGAACUCUCUCAGGAACUUGCAAGACCACUCUGUCAUCUUUUUAACAUAUCUAUCAGCACUGGUCAGAUGCCAUCCAAAUGGAAAUUGGCACAUGUAUGUGCUGUUUUCAAGAAGAAUGACCCACAGCUAGUCUCAAACUACAGGCCUAUAUCACUUCUAAGCACAAUCAGCAAAGUCGUCAGGUUGAAAGGUCGACAGGUUGACAGAUCGACAGGUUGA
Messenger RNA from Mercenaria mercenaria, 1083 nucleotides. RefSeq lists its product as uncharacterized. NCBI's taxonomy places the organism in Eukaryota, Metazoa, Mollusca, Bivalvia, Venerida, Veneridae. The transcript is spliced from 2 exons. Bases 1 to 1083 code for a protein of 360 amino acids. The record is from RefSeq and is a predicted model, not a curated record.